AUGUCAACUAUUAAAGAUGGUGUCUACGCUCUCGAGCUCCCUUUUGAACAGGGAUCCAUGACUGAUACUGGCGAUGGCCGUUGGAUCAGCAUUCUCCAGCCAGGCUCUCUUGGCCCGGAUGCCCACAAGGUCAAAGUAGUUUACAACAAAGACAAAGGCGCAUACACUCUCCAGUUCGAAAAAUCCGAGCUUUAUAUCACGUUCGAAGGCAAACCCAUGAUCAAUAACAAGUUGACUCCUGGUGAUAAGCCUCGCUACUUCCAGAUUAAGCCUCACCAGUACGAGGAAGACAAGUAUAUCAUCAUCGUGGCCGAAGACAAGAAGUUCCACAUCGGUCUUGCAAUGGAAAGAAUUUUCCCUCCAUGGGUUGCUAUGAACGACUUUCCUGAAAAACAAGCAUGGUUGUUCCGCAAGGUCUAA
Messenger RNA from Rhizoctonia solani, 420 nucleotides. RefSeq lists its product as uncharacterized. Bases 1 to 420 code for a protein of 139 amino acids. The record is from RefSeq and is a predicted model, not a curated record. NCBI's taxonomy places the organism in Eukaryota, Fungi, Basidiomycota, Agaricomycetes, Cantharellales, Ceratobasidiaceae. The transcript is spliced from 4 exons.